CAGCAGAUCCUUUAAAAAAUCAAAAACAGUAUAUUAACCCGGAAGGAGAUCGCUUGCGUGUACAUCUAAUUUUACAAGUCUUUGCUCUCCUACCAACCCUUGCGGUUUAAACAAAGCAGGCGGAGCAUAAAGUCACGCGAGAAGAGGCUCGGGGCGCCUUUGAAAAAUGGCGGACGAGGUGGAGCAGCAACAGACCACCAAUACUGUAGAAGAGCCCUUGGAUCUCAUCAGACUUAGUCUUGAUGAACGCAUUUACGUGAAAAUGAGGAAUGACCGAGAACUUAGAGGCAGAUUACAUGCUUAUGACCAGCAUUUAAAUAUGAUUUUGGGUGAUGUUGAAGAGACUGUGACGACAGUCGAGAUUGAUGAAGAAACCUAUGAAGAAAUCUAUAAAUCCACCAAGAGGAAUAUUCCAAUGCUGUUUGUCAGAGGAGAUGGAGUUGUCCUGGUUGCUCCUCCACUGAGGGUUGGUUGAAACCAUGAACAAUUUAUCCUUGUUGGAUCACCAGUCGCAGGCUUCUACUCCCCUUAAAUACUAAGGCUGCACAUAAUAAUACAAGAGACUUUCCAACCCUGACUUUGUUUUGAAAGCUCAAGUUCCUUUUGUAAAAUUAAUGAUGUAAGAUUUUUUUUCCUGGAAUAAUUUAAAUGCUAUUUUCUGCAUCAAAUCAGUACAUGAAAACUUUUAGUUAACAUUUAUGAGCACUACUCACUUCUUAAAAAAAAUAAAUAUUUCAUUUGUU
Pogona vitticeps (central bearded dragon) is the source of this 743-nucleotide messenger RNA. It is a transcript of the gene LSM3, whose product is annotated as LSM3 homolog, U6 small nuclear RNA and mRNA degradation associated. Gene Ontology annotation, biological process: mRNA splicing, via spliceosome. The record is from RefSeq and is a predicted model, not a curated record. NCBI's taxonomy places the organism in Eukaryota, Metazoa, Chordata, Lepidosauria, Squamata, Agamidae. Gene Ontology annotation, molecular function: RNA binding.